GCUGGAAAGAGGGUUUUACCCACCACCCCCUCCCCCGGGUUUAGCUGAAGCGAUCCAAACCUCCUGGCGAAAGAUAGCGAGACAGCUUUCCAAUGUUCCAGAUCAGGUCUCUUGGCCUUUGUUCCAAAGUGAUGAUGCAGGUCCGCAACCCCUGGAACUGUGGGAACUGCAUUACCCAGAAAACUCUGGUGGCAAAGGAAAGACGUAAAGCCAAUGAGCGUUAGGAACAGAGUCAGCUUCCAGUUUGCACUAUAAGGCUAGGGCGGGACUUCCGGCCUCGCACCUUUGGGCCUCCGAUUUCCUGAUAUUGGCUUAGUGCAGCGAUCUUUAUUGCGGAGCCGUGAAAGCCGAAUCAAAGUUCCGCGAGUGGGAAGCCUUGGAGUCGCGGGCAUUGGGUCCACCCCAGCUCACAGCGGCUGGUGCUGUGACAGCGGCGGUGGUGACAGCCAGGCGCGGGUCCCCGCCCAGUCAGCCGACGCCAAUGGCGGUCGCGGCACUGAGAGAUCAGGUUCAGGUAAAGGCCCGAUGUCCCUUAGUGCACCCGAGGACUAGAGCCCAGUUUGUGGCUCCUGAUUCAGUCAUGUAGUUCGUAGUUUUGUGUCCAGGUUAUUGGGGAAGGCCUGAGUGGCGACUUAAUUUCCUAAGCUACUACGAUGAGGUUCGGGUGAGUGUUAAAGGCAGAGGGCCAGUUUUGUGACGUCUCAGUGGGGGACCAUUGAGCCAGGAGCAUUUGCUCACCGUUGGGAGAGUCGGAGUUUUAUCUUCAUUUUUCAGGGCGCUGGAAACCAUGGAGGGGUCUGAAAAGAAGAGGCAGAUGAGUUAGGAUUUUUUCAGAGUUUCACAAAAGCUCCUGAGAAUUAGUUUAGGAGGAUGACAGUACUGAACAAGCAGGAGGUUGUACCCUUGUACACGUUCCUACAGGUAAAUCCGCAUCAAGGAGUGAGGCUCUUUUGUGAAUGUCACAACGUAUCCCCAGUACAACAAUUAAAACAAAAAAGAGUAAGGCUCAUUCUCAGUCACCUGGAUCCUAGGUUGGACAGGGGAACAGGGAAGCCUGAUCCCAUGGAACCUACCAUGAUUCAUGAUUGCCUGCCUCUCAUGACCUCGCUCUUUCCACAGAUUCCCAUCACUAUGGAAGGGCUGAUAGACAGUGCACAGGCCUGUGUGACCUUUGAGGAUGUGGUCAUUUACUUCUCCCAGGAGGAAUGGGAGUUCCUUAAUGCAGCUCAGAGGCUCCUGUACCUCCAUGUGAUGCUGGAGAACUUUGCACUUGUAACCUUCUUGGGUUGUGGGCAUAAACUGGAGAAUCAUGAGGCCUCUGUGCACAGUAUUUGUCUGAAAGGGGUGUCACACUUGAUGACUCCAGAGGCAAGUCAGUCCCUCCAGAACACUCACCCCUGUGACAUCUGUGUCCUAGUCUUGAAAGACAUUUUGUACCUGGCUACUCCACCUGUGCAGAGACUGUGUUUGCUCGGGGCAUGUGCAAGGCUUCAUCAGUACCGGGAGCAUCACACUGCAGAGAAACCUUUGAAGAGGGAUAUGCAUGGGACCCCAUUUGAAAGGAGCUAUGAGUUUUUUGUGCCAGGGAAGCACUUCAAAUUUGAAAACCUUUGGAAGGAUUUCUCAGGUUUUUUUGACUUGCAGCCACAGGUCAUUUCUUAUGGUGAGAAUCCAAACGAUUCCAAGUUUGGAGAGGCCUUUCACUAUGGGAAAAGUUAUUACAAAUUGUUUAAAUUUGGAAAAGCUUCUAUCCACAACAACAUGGCUUUUCAUAACCUAAGCAUCUACACUGGAAACAAUCUUUAUGAGCAUAACAACAGUCAGGAAGUGUUCCCUGAUGAGUACUCACUUGCUCAGCACCAGAGAGUCCACACUAUAGAAAGACCUUAUGAGUGCAGAGAAUGUGGUAAAUUAUUUAAGCGAAGAGCUGACCUUACUGUACAUCAGAGAGUGCACAGUGGAGAAAGGCCUUAUGAGUGUAGAUACUGUGGGAAAUCCUUUAAGCGAGGAGGUGAUCUUACAGUUCACCAAAGAGUCCACACUGGAGAAAGGCCUUAUGAGUGUAGAGAGUGUGGGAAGUCAUUUAAGCAAGGAUAUACCCUUACUGUACACCAGAGAGUCCACACUGGAGAAAGGCCUUAUCAGUGUAGAGAUUGUGGAAAAUCCUUUAAAGAAAGAAGUGUUCUUACUGUACACCAGAGAGUUCACACCGGAGAAAGGCCUUAUGAGUGUAGAGAGUGUGGGAAAACCUUUAAGGAAAGAAGUGUUCUUACAGUACACCAGAGAGUUCACACUGUUGAAAGGCCCUAUGAAUGUAGAGAAUGUGGGAAGUCCUUUAAGCGAGCAUGUGACCUUACAGUGCACCAGAGAGUGCACACUGGAGAAAGGCCUUAUGUGUGUGCAGACUGUGGCAAGUCCUUUAAGCGAAGAGGUAACCUUACAAUACACCAUAGAGAUCACACUGGAGAAAGACCUUAUGAGUGUAGAGAUUGCGGAAAAUCUUUUAAGCUGGUACGUGCCCUUACUGUACACCAGAGAGUCCACACAGGAGAAAGGCCUUAUGUGUGUACAGAUUGUGGGCAGUCCUUUAAACGACGAGGUGACCUUACAGUACACCAGCAGGGUCACAGUGGAGAAAGGUCUUAUGAGUGUAGAGAUUUUGGGAAUUCCUUUACUCAGCACACCAACCUUGUGAGUCACUGUAGAAUUCAUAAUGGAGAAAAGUCUUAUGAAUGCAAAGAAUGUGAGGAAGCCUUUGGUAUAAAUCCAGUAUUGUUCAGCACCAAUAAACUCACACAGAGAAAGGCCUUAUCAGUGUGGCCAGUGUGGGAGAGGCUUUAACCAAAUAACUCACCUCAUUACACGUGGGAAGGUUCACACUGCAUAAUGGCCUCAUGAGUGUGAAAGAUGUGGGAAACUUUUGGGGCAUAAAACAACUAUUCGCCACCAGAAAGCUCACAGCAAGGAAGAGGUUUAUGAAUGUGGCCUGUGUGGGAAGUGCUCUAAGAACACACCAAUACACAUAGAAUUCACACUGCAGAAGAAUUUAUGAAUGCUGCAAGCGUGGGAAAUCUUUUACACAUCAUUCCUGUCUUCAACACCCCAAAGGAUCCCACCAUAGAUAGGUCCCAUGAAAUAGCAACUGUGGGAAAGCUUUCAGCCCAAGGUCCAGCCUUAUUUAGCAGCAGGAAACCCUGCUUGGGAAUAGCAUUAGACCUGAGGGAAUGUGACGUGCUCUUCAGUAUCUCCACCUGCCUGAAGUUGAACUUCACACUUGACAAAUGUCUAAUGUGUGAGAUUCCAUGAGUUCAGGCAUAGGGUGAGGCUUACAGGAGCUGCUGUACACCUUCUGGACUUCUUAAGGCCAUUGCCACAGUAAAAUCAUUACCACACUGUCUUACAGAGGCAUUUCCUGGUACUACCUUGCACAGAGGGCAAAAGCUACCCUGACAUGCUAAGGCAAGGCACAUGUGUCUGCCCUCCCAUUCCCUGGUGGCAAUAGUGUGUAGCUUGUGCUAUUUAGAAAAUUUUAUUGUUUACUGAGUGAUCAUGCCAUGGUUAGGACCCCAUUAGUGUCAAACGGACUCAGUCCUGGUUCACCCAGAGGCUUGCAGUGAAGACUUAGCUGCUUCUUGCAAGUUGGUCAUCUUAUAUGACACUUUUAGUUGAUGUUUGUAGCCUCCAAGUCAGUAACUGGUAAGUGUCUGCCUCAAAUUGCUUUGGUGUGUGCAUUAAUAAAGGCAUUUUUGUUGCA
Castor canadensis (American beaver) is the source of this 3754-nucleotide messenger RNA. The record is from RefSeq and is a predicted model, not a curated record. NCBI's taxonomy places the organism in Eukaryota, Metazoa, Chordata, Mammalia, Rodentia, Castoridae.